CUGUUUCCUCAUUGAAUUAGAAAUGUAGGUGGUUCGUAACUAACUACCCUGCCGCCUAAGUCUCUCCUACGUGUCGCGAUUAUUAGCAGCGACGGUUGGAUUCCACACAUUUCCACCUUUUCGUCCUCUCCUUUUCUCACUCUGCUCCUCUCGAAUCGACAUUCCCGUACCUGCGUUGUAUUCCAUACUACAUCACCACAACUUCCCGCUAGACUCUUACAUUCAUUCGUAAAAGAACAUUACAGAUUAUCACUCGUAAUCCACUCUCAUUGCUCCGUUUCAACGACUAUCUGCUCCACCAUUUCUGCAUUGCGCCAGCACAAGUCAGCAGCAGCAGCAGCAGCCAUGGCGCCUCCACCGAACCCGCAUCACCAGCCUCAUCCUCCCACUCUUCCCACGGUCGCUGAGUCCCGGUGGGAGGACGAGCUCUCUCCAACCACCACAUCUACCAACGGCGCGCCGAUCUCUCCUCUUCUACAACGCGACCCGCACUAUUCCCUGCAGGAUAAGGCGCGAGCAGCGGCUGCAGCGUCCAAGGCAGCUGCCGUAACCCCCGCCGCAGCCGGCGCCGCCGAAGUGCAGCCCAAUGCCGCAUCGUAUUCGAGCUCCAACGCCGAAGGGGAUUUCUCGUUUUCCGUCCCUUCCGCAGACCCCCACGAUGCAACAUCUCCUUCCGCUUCCGCUUCCGCUGCCGAUACUCGCGCAACCUCCGCAGGCGCCAGCGACGACUCCAGCGCCGCCGGUCGCGCAGCCGCUUCCGCCAGCAGUAAUGGGGAGCAACGCGCCCCCUCGCGGCCGCUGCGGCCGUUAAGCAUCGAAUACCCGUCGGGUACGGCGCCUGGAGCGCAGAAAUCGCCGUCAAAUGUGGAGUACACAAGCAGCAGCAGCAGCAGCAGCGCGGCCAUGCCCCGCGCGAUGCCACGUGGCCGACGCGGCAGCACGAGCCCGCACGGUUCGGGUGGUAAGAUCGGAGUAGCGGGGCUCGCGGGGAUCGCGGGGACCGCUCGCGCGGCGGAUGGCGGAGAUGACGUGGAGUCGUUGCUUUCCCCCGGUAUGCUGCAUUCUAACCACCCUAAUCUGUACCUCCCUAAUCCGAGGCCGUCUCCGAGACUUACGGCUCAUCCGCGGCUGUUCCCGCGGGGUUUGUCGUCGCACCCGUCGUCGUCCAACCUCUCGGCGUUGGAUUCAGUUCGUAACUGGUUUUCGUCAUUCUUCGCACGGUCGGCUGGCGGAACUCCGUUGAAUUCGCCAACCACGGCCGGAGCGGAGGACAGGGGAGGGGGAGGGUUUGGCGGAAAGAUUUCGGCGCACUUUUGGUUACUGGUCCUGCUGCUUUCCGCGGUAGGGUUGGUGGUUGCUGUGAUGGUGUGCGUGUGGCUGGUGGUGAUAGCGAAAGGCGGCGAUAGUGGUAACCCGGAGGACUAUUACCUCGGGCCGCACACUUUGCGAAUCAACGAAGUGCAGGUCGUGGGGAGUCGUAACAGUUACCACGUGGCACCGGAACCGGAGGUGAUGAAGUGGCUGUGGGAGAGCGGAAUGAUGUCGUUCGCUCGGACUGCGAAUUUCACACACAAGCCGUUACAGGAGCAGCUCUCCGCGGGUUACCGUUUUCUACACUUCGAUGUGCUGUAUGAUCCCCAGGGCGGCCGCUACGCCUCCCCAAACGUGUACCAGCGCAUAGACCGAGCGCCCAACACUCAGCUCAACCUCAAUGAGCCGGGCUACAAGGUGAUGCGCAUGCAGGACGUGGACUUCCUCUCCACGUGCGGCACGCUGCGCGACUGCCUGGCGGCAGUGAAGGCCUUCUCCGACGACCACCCGCGCCACCUGCCCAUCACCAUCAGCAUCGACUUCGGGGAGGGCUCGCCCAUCAUGCGCCGCCUGGCGCAAGUGCUCACUCGGCCGCUGCCCAUCACAGAGCAGAGCCUGCUGGACCUCGAGUACGAGAUCCUCUCCAUCAUCCCGCGUUCCCAAAUCAUCACCCCCGACGACGUGCGCGGCUCACACUCCUCUCUCGCUGCUGCAAUUGCCACCCGCUCCGCCUGGCCCGCGCUCUCCACCUCCUCGGGCCGCUUCCUCUUCCUCCUCUCCCACGCCAAGGCCCUCCCCUUAUACCGCCAAAUGUCACCAACCCUCGAGGGGAGGCUGCUCUUCACUGCGCCGACGGCAUCUGGGGAAGGCGACAUCCACAACUCUCCUGACCAGGCGGUGCUGAUAGUAGAAUCCCUGGACUCCCUCGCAGCGGAUAUGGUGACCAAGGGGCACCUGGUGUGUGCCCCGUUGCGCCGAUGCGAUCAAACUGGCGUUUCAUGUGGGACCAGGCGGUGAGGCAGGUGCCAGAUUAUCACUGUGGCUGAUCUGUGGAACGAGCAGACGGAGAAGCCGUUGGGACGGGGAGCGACGGCACGGAGACGGUUUUGCAUAGGGGCCGGCAAGGACAGGAAUCACCGCCAUCGUCGUCAUCAGAUGCGACAAAUCAAGGUCAGAAUACACU
Messenger RNA from Closterium sp. NIES-67, 2494 nucleotides. NCBI's taxonomy places the organism in Eukaryota, Viridiplantae, Streptophyta, Zygnematophyceae, Desmidiales, Closteriaceae. The record is from the annotation of a GenBank genome assembly.